AAGUCGGGAGGGUCGGUGGUCCGAAGACGCUGGCUUGUGACAGGGCGGGGUAGAAGGAAGGCCUACAUAAAGGUUGCCUCUCCAUCCCUUCGCUCCUGGGGACCCUCGGAAAAAACCCAACACCCCGGCCCCGCGGCUAGCCCCUUCCCCCAGGCUCUCUCCGCUCGAUUUCGCCACCGUUAUGUGGGAAGCGAAUCCGCAGCCAGUCAACUUUAAAACAUGAAGGAAAAAUCCAGAAAAUAAUCAUAAAGCAUACCUUGGAGAAGUUUCCAAACAUGAAUAAAAAAUAACAAGCCCCCUUCAUUGAGCUCAGGAGAUGUUUCACAAAGCGGAAGAAUUCUUACCCAAGAGGACAGAUAGUGAAAUGGAUGAGAUGGACACAUCGGACACCCAAUGGGGCUGGUUUUACCUGGCGGAGUGCGGGAAGUGGCACAUGUUUCAGCCGGAUACCAACAUUCAGUGUUCAGUUAGCAGUGAAGAUAUCGAAAAAAGCUUCAAAACAAACCCUUGUGGCUCCAUUUCUUUUACUACUUCCAAAUUCAGCUACAAGAUAGACUUUGCAGAAAUGAAGCAAAUGAAUCUCAUCACUGGAAAACAGCGCUUAAUAAAAAGAGCCCCCUUUUCUAUCAGUGCUUUCAGUUACAUCUGUGAAAAUGAGGCCAUCCCCAUGCCCCCACACUGGGAGAAUGUGAACACCGACGUGCCCUAUCAGCUGGUUCCUUUGCACAGUCAAACACACGAGUAUAACGAAGUUGCCAGUCUCUUUGGGAAAACAAUGGACCGCGGCAGAAUUAAAAGAAUUCAGAGAAUUCAAAACCUGGACUUGUGGGAGUUCUUUUGCAGGAAAAAGGCUCAGCUCAAGAAAAAAAGAGGCGUGCCUCAGAUUAAUGAACAAAUGCUCUUUCAUGGUACCAGCAGUGAAUUUGUGGAAGCAAUUUGCAUUCAUAACUUUGACUGGAGAAUAAAUGGUAUACAUGGUGCUCUCUUUGGGAAAGGAACCUAUUUUGCUAGAGAUGCUAUUUACUCCAGUCGCUUCUGCAAAGACGACAUAAAACAUGGAAACACAUUCCAAAUUCAUGGCGUCAGCUUGCAACAGCGGCAUCUGUUUAGAACGUAUAAAUCUAUGUUUCUCGCUCGAGUGCUAAUUGGAGAUUACAUAAACGGAGACUCCAAAUACAUGCGACCUCCUUCCAAAGACGGGAGCUAUGUGAAUUUAUAUGACAGCUGUGUGGAUGAUACCUGGGACCCAAAGAUCUUUGUGGUGUUUGAUGCCAACCAGAUCUAUCCUGAGUACUUAAUAGACUUUUAUUGAUUUCAUUUCCAAAUCUCAGUGGUCAAGGAAGUUCUGUGCUUUUUUUGCAGGAAGAUUUGCUCUUCUGUCAUCUAGCCACUAAAUGUUCACUAUCUGAUACUUUUGAAACAGAUAUGAAAAAAAAGUGGCCUCCAUAUAAAAAGACAUACUGACUUUAAGGUUGGUUUUUUGUUGUUUUGUUUUUGUCCGUUGCUCGUAGUCUUGUUUGUUAAAGAUUGAUACGAUACCAUUGCCAUUUUAACACAGAGGCAAAAGGUAGCACUCAAAACUGAAUCAGCUAAGUCUCAAUUAACAUGAUCAUUCAGUCUGUAAAGUUUACGUGUGUGUUAUAUUUAUUCAUAUAUAUAUGUCCAAAAAAUAAAAAAACAGACAUAACUGUGUCCCUUCAGAGGAAUUGAUCCUUUGUAAAUUGAAUCCUGACAUUAUUAUCCACCAAUCAAUACGUUGCCUUGUUGGUCUUCCAAAGUGGGGAUUUAAAACCUCGAAGCAGGCUGAGUACCGUGGGAGAAAUCAGAAAUAAAAAUGUUACUUACAGAGCUGCCAGACCAGCCAAAGGAGAGAGUCAAGGUAGAGUGUCCUGCUUCUGAUUGCUCAGGGGAGCAGGCUGCCGUCUCAGACCGCUCAUGUCAUUCUCUUAUCUCCUACGUCAGAAUUGACACGGGCUGCAGGCUGUAGUUAGCCUGCAGUUCACCCACCAGGGCUCUUGAAUUCUUGUACCAUGACUUGCACACACUGUUUCUUGCCUCUUUAGAGUGAAACAUUUAUUUCUUUUCCAAAACAUGUAUUUUUCCCUUUGCUUUGGGGUCCCUACAAUAAUUACUUGUAAGAUUUCUUAUCUGCUCCCUAUCACACACAGCUAUUCAACAGCAGUUCAUAAUAUUCACAUUUUUAAGUUGGAUCUCCCCAUUUUGAAUCACUGCAGAAGGCAUGGGGUGCUUGGAACAAAUCUGGUUUAGUCUUCUGAGUAGUAAAUCAACAAUCUGAUAACACUUGAAAAGUUAGAUCUAGUUCAUAAUCACGUGUAAUGGAAGUUUGUUUACCCGUUCCAUCUCUUUUGCUAUUAUUCUAUUCUAAGGAAGAGUAAGUAAUGUUGGAACAGCUUCCUGCCCCUAGAGGUAUUCUGGCAGAGGCUAGACAACAACUUGGCAGAAAUGUCAUACAAGAGUUCAGGUGUCAGAUGGAGGAAUUAGCCAUAUGAUGGUUGAGUGUUUCUCCACCUUGAUUUUCCAUGAUUCUACCUGAAAAAAAAACAAAAAAACACCUGUGUCAAGCCUUGCCAGAAAACCUUUUCCUAACUCAAUCUAAUACUGAAUUGUCUCUCCAUUAUCCUCAUUCAGUUUUGACUGAGAAGUUGUGAACAUAAUUUAACUUUUCAGGGAAAAGCCAGUAAAUGUCCAUGCCCGUGUUGUUCAUUUCAAUCAUUUGCACUGGGAAAGCAUCUAGAAAUCAUAAAAAUGAAGAGUAUGGACCAAGAUUAGGCAUGGUAAUUCUUCAACUGCCAUCUAUCUCCAGAUUUUUAUUGUAGUCCAGAAUACAUGUAACUGUACAGUUGCAAGUAAGUAGUACACAGGAAACUGUUAUGUACAAUACUUUGAAACCAAGCAGCAACAAAGGUUUCCUGACUCAGAUGUGCACACUAACAUCCGUUUACAUGAAAUGCUGUGAAUAUUUAGGAAGAGCCCAUUUUAGAAACCUACAGAGAUUAUCAUGGAAAUAAUUGGAAGAAAAGUCACCAGGCUACCUUGUGAGAGGUAGCAAACUAUUGCUCUAGUUUCAUUCACAAAAGAACAAUAUUAGAGACAUUUGGAAUUCAGAUUUUGAAAAUCUUUUUAUUCUAUUUGUUAUUUACACACCAAAAAAAUGUUACAGUAAUCCCCACUUCAACAUGGCUGUCCUUUUUUUUCAAUUUAACACAAUUGCCCUUCCCAUCACUGGAAUAGAGUAACUGUUGUAGCAUUUGGGAGUUAUUCUUGUAGAUGUGCAGAUCUUAUCUAGACCAAGAGCCCAGAGUUGAGGUUUGCAAGGCAGUCGGUAUGAACUCUGAACUUAACUAGUUGGCUCAGAUGUAGUAAAUAGAGUGCAUUGCAAUAGACAUUGUAAGAAAGAAUUCUGUUCUUGUCUGACAAUGUACUGCCAAUUCUCCUUUUAUAAGGAAGAACUAAUUUUGAUAAAUUUUUCAAUGUGAUAGUGUAGCAUUAAUUGAUAUUAAAAUUCUGUUCGUUUUGGUCAAUAGAGUGGGUUGAGAAAUCCUAAUUAAUAUAUAAUAGACUAGACGCAACCAUCUGCCCCCUUUUCCUCUUGUCCACACAUAGUACGCGUGAGGAGAGUUAAGAGAACGUAUUCCAGAUUAAUGAGUGAAUGAUUUUUAAAAUUCUACAUUGAACAAAUUCUAGCUGGUAGUGACUUUUGUUUUCACUUUGAUGUCAGCCUCAGGGUAAAAAAAAUGUGUUUAUAAGAAACAGUUUCAUAAAUCUUGUGGUUAUGAACAGGAAGGUUUUUAUAUUAGUGCAACUUUCAUUUCUAGACUGUUUAUGGUGAUGAUAAAGCAUUUGGAGCCAUUUUUGAUAUGUGAAUAUAUUGUUUUUUACAUGUGGUGAUUAAAGCUUUCCAUAGCGGGGCUUGGUUGUCUGUGUAUGCCAUAUAUUUGUUUCUGUGAUUUCUGCGUCUCAUCUCCACGUUGCAUUACUUAAGCCUACAUUUGCAGCUCAAACUUAAUGGGCCCUCGAGAAGUCUGUUGCCUCUAACUCUUAUAUAACCUACUUACAGAUGGGGGGAAGUCACUCGUUCUUGGUUUAAGUCUUCGUGAGCAACAGCUAAUCAAAUGAUCUGUGGGAAAAUCAUUUACUCUGCUUUUGAAACUUCCAAAACAGUUCAAGGCCAAGCGCCUACAGACAGUGUCCUUUAUUCUUGGUGCUCCCCCAGCUCAGAGGAGCAAUUCUGGGGGGUAUAUCUACAUGCACCUGAGGAGCAUGCUUCCCACAGUUCAUCCAGCCUCCAGCCACUCCUAGUACGUCCACAGUAAGUUUUUGAAGCAAAUCAGACAUUUCGUUUGAUCUUUAAGCUUUUGUUGCCAAAAACGGGAGCUAUCCGAAGAUGUCUUAA
Zalophus californianus (California sea lion) is the source of this 4414-nucleotide messenger RNA. It is a transcript of the gene PARP11, whose product is annotated as poly(ADP-ribose) polymerase family member 11. Gene Ontology annotation, molecular function: NAD+ poly-ADP-ribosyltransferase activity. NCBI's taxonomy places the organism in Eukaryota, Metazoa, Chordata, Mammalia, Carnivora, Otariidae. The record is from RefSeq and is a predicted model, not a curated record. The coding region runs from base 317 to 1312 and encodes 331 amino acids. The transcript is spliced from 9 exons.